UUGCAGGCAGACUGCCCUAAAAUGAAGGAGAAAAGUUGAUUCAGAGAACAAAGUUGAAAUAUAGUAUUCUGGUUAUUAGAAAACCCUUUCUGAACAAAUUGUUACACUUUCAAAAAGCAAGCCUACUUUACUCUAAAAUGAUACUAAAUUUUGGCAAGAUAUUUGUAAAACAAAAUUGUACAAUUCAAAUUGUAAAACAAUUCGAAGAAUUUGCCUUCCUGUAUCUUACAUCAUGCAUCGAAAAUGAAACUUACUGAAGGUGCUCUGAAGCCUUGUUUCGUUUAUAAGGAAAUCUUGUACCUACGCAAAAUGGCGCAGAAACGGCAAGCUUAUAAGGAUGGGAGCCAGCACAGCCAUCUUGGCUUUUACAGUCAUCUUUAUAUUAGUAAUGAUACAGAGAUGUCCUGUUGACUCAAAAAGAUACUGUUCAUUUUUCUACUUCUAUUCAAAAGCGAAAAAAGACUGUGAACUAUGCACUGACUACUGCCGACCAGGCACUGGGUUAAUUAGAAAUUGCGGUUAUAACGAAUUCGGCAACAGAAUCUCGCCUGCUUGCUCUCCUUGCAAAGAAGGAUACUUCAACGUUGCUGCCCAGUUCCCUUACAUAUACAGACCCUCACCCCCUUGUCAGCGUUGUAAACAGUGUUUCCCUGCCUCCAGAACAAAGAUUGCAUGCACUCCGACAAGAAAUGCUAGAUGUGGACGUUGUCCGCGAGGAAUGUAUAAACAGAGAGACGGACAUUGUUACAAAUGCAGCUACUGUUGCGAUGGGAUGUUACAAUCAGGCAUGAAUGUAGUCUCCGGUUGCAGAAGGAAGGGCAUGGGCCGUUGCUCUUGCACUGCCGAUACAAAGUGUUUCCAAGCAACAGAUAACAAUAAACAAUGCGAUGCUUUGAGGAUGAAAAAAAGAAAAAGAACAUUUUAGUUUAAAUUUUUUACAUUACCAAUAAACCGACAAAAUUUUGUUAUUAGGUGAAGUAAGGGCUUUUAAUGAUGUCUUUAUUUAGUAGUUGGCAAAAAAUUAUCGAGACAAGUA
Molecule: messenger RNA, 1036 nt
Organism: Rhopilema esculentum
Lineage: Eukaryota; Metazoa; Cnidaria; Scyphozoa; Rhizostomeae; Rhizostomatidae
Molecular function (GO): protein binding
Source: RefSeq, a predicted model, not a curated record